Messenger RNA from Xiphophorus hellerii (green swordtail), 628 nucleotides. It is a transcript of the gene pvalb5, whose product is annotated as parvalbumin 5. The record is from RefSeq and is a predicted model, not a curated record. NCBI's taxonomy places the organism in Eukaryota, Metazoa, Chordata, Actinopteri, Cyprinodontiformes, Poeciliidae. Gene Ontology annotation, cellular component: cytoplasm. The coding region runs from base 144 to 470 and encodes 108 amino acids. Gene Ontology annotation, molecular function: calcium ion binding. The transcript is spliced from 5 exons.
UCAGGUUGCUUCUUAUACUCUAGAUCACGAAUCCGCAACAGAGUGUCAGUGACUCGGGCACAAAGCGAGCAAGGCAGAGAUCCGCAACAUCAUCUGCUUGGAAAGUGAAAACAUCACCCACAGCACGGUAGCCCCAGAGAAACAUGGCAUUUGCUGGGAUGUUGAGUGACGAGGACGUCAAAUCUGCAGUCCAAACUUGUCAAGCUCCAGGCACAUUUGACUUCAAGUUGUUCUUUGCACGAGUGGGACUGACUGGCUUGUCUGAGGCAGACAGGAAGAAAGUGUUUACUGUCCUGGACCAAGACAAGAGCGGAUUCAUUGAGGAAGAGGAGCUGAAAUUGUUCCUGCAGAACUUCUGUCCAGCUGCCAGAGAGCUCACAGUGGCCGAAACGAAGUCUUUGAUGGCAGCAGGGGAUAAAGACAGCGAUGGGAAAAUUGGGAUAGAAGAGUUCUGUGAUCUUUUGAACUGAAGAUGAAAAUACUCAAAAGGACCAAAUUCUGUACCUGCCUGCUAGUUUCUUAUUUGAUUUGUUAACACAUGAAAAAAGAUUGAAAGGCCUAACGUGGAUGUCUGCAUUGAAUCAAUCUGGUCUUCUGAAUGGAAUAAAAAAUUAAUUUCAGGUGUUCU